Molecule: messenger RNA, 2142 nt
Organism: Mizuhopecten yessoensis (Yesso scallop)
Lineage: Eukaryota; Metazoa; Mollusca; Bivalvia; Pectinida; Pectinidae
Product: voltage-dependent calcium channel subunit alpha-2/delta-4-like
Exons: 14
Coding region: 625-2142 (505 amino acids)
Cellular component (GO): voltage-gated calcium channel complex
Molecular function (GO): voltage-gated calcium channel activity
Source: RefSeq, a predicted model, not a curated record
ACAAAGGUCCAGUCAUAUAUACUGUUUCAUACAUACAUUGGUAUUAGUUAUUCAUGAGCAUGUAUCACUUGACAGAGGAGAGUUCCAAACAGCUCCAACAAUGACAGUGUUGGGUAAAGAUUUCCUGGAGCAUACACUGAUCUCCGACUGCUAUCAGGAACAAGGCAGCAGCUGAACACCUUCUUCAACCUGCUGUCACAAAUCUAAGUCAUUGGGUGUCCUGGUUUAUAUCUACACCUUCUGAUCAGAAUUUAUUCCUUGAUUUCUAUUACUCCGAUAUAUCUUGGAUGCUUGAUUACUUCAGUAGUAUUCUAUGUUCAACCUGAAGUGAUUCCAGAGAGUUAUCGUCUGAUUUCUUUAUUUGGUAAAUUGAAUUUGAACUGUGAUAUUGUUAACGCAGUACAUGUGCUGUAGUCCAUAGUGACAACUUUUAUCCUAUUUAUCGUUACUGUCUCGUCAUUGUGUAUUGGUGAAUUGCUUGUGUCUUUAGUGACUGUACUACAGUGGUAAUAGCAAUUCAUAAUUUAACUGUAAAGAUAAUCAUUUUUUGUGUGUUUAGUAAUUGAAUCUAGUGACUAAUUUGAGAAAAUUGGAUUUGAAAAAGGAAAAAAAAAGUUUUGGAAAAUGCAUUCUUGGAUAAUAUGUGCGAUGUGUGUUUUGUUAUUCGUGUCUCAGUGGCAUGUUGUUGAUAUGAAACGACAGCAAGGCCAAGGUCGAAAAGGCAAACUGCCCAAGAAACUGGACAUCAACGAGAAUGUAGUGAGGAUGUGGGCCGAUCAAUUCAGCAGAAUCAUGACAGAGGAAGUGAAAAAAUUUACAGCGUACGAUUUCAUCAGAAAGAAUUACCAAAUGCAUACGAGUAAGCAUCAAUGGCUGCCUGAGGUGGUUAUCAAGAAAACAGCUCUCAGCAUCAAGAGAUUGUUACAAAGCAAGGUCAAGGCUGUCAGGAAUCUGGUAGCAGUCGCUGAACGGGCCAGUGAGAACCACACCUUUGAUGAACAGCUGGAGUUUGACUACCUCAAUAACAAGAAGCUCCUCAGUGAUGCAGAUCUUUUGGUGAUGGGCAUCAAUCGCACCAAUCCUGAGGUUGUCCGGCCACCACUGCCAGCACAUACCACCAAACCAACCAGCCAGCCCACUGAUUCAAAUCAAGCUGACGAUUCGGAUACCAAUUAUACAAACGAGGAAAGUGCUGAGGAGGCAAACUUGCACAGUGAUGUGAUGCUGGUAGGAGUAGGUGGUACGGACAUGAUGGCCAAGUAUCGCUACCUCCCCACUGUCAGCAGUCCACGAUUCAACAACGCAGCCGUCAAUUUCAACACCAGUACUGUACAUGUACCAACAAACGUUUACGAUAAAAAUUCUUUGAUUCAAAAUGGAGUGAAGUGGUCUGAGGCUCUAAAUGCGAGAAUGUUGCAGAACGACAGAGAAAUUAAAGGCCUCACUUGGCAAUACUUCUGUAGUUCUGACGGGUUCUUCAGAAUAUUUCCAGGUAUUCGAUGGCCACAGGACAACAAGGGAGGUAAUAUCGACAUGUUUGACUGCAGAGUUAGAAACUGGUAUAUCGAGUCGUCGUCCUCCCCAAAGAAUGUGAUCAUUUUGGUGGAUACAAGUGGCAGUAUGAAAGGGCUGAGAAUGGAGAUCACCCGAAGUACAAUCGAAAGAAUUCUAGAAACUUUCAGCAGUAAAGACUAUUUUAACAUCUUAUCAUUUAACAAAAAUGUGACCUAUCUAGACCCAUGCUUUAAUGGUACAAUGAUGCAAGCAAGCAAGGAGAACCGCCAGAGGUUAGCAGGAUACACAAAAGACAUGAAGACUUCCUAUAUAGCCAGAUUUGACAAAGCUCUCACAGAGGCCUUCGAUCUGUUUGAAAGGGAGGAGGAGAUAUUGGGGACCCCUCUGUGUAAUAAAGCCAUCAUGCUCAUCACUGACGGGGCUCCAGAGGGUUACGAACAAAUAUUUGAAGAACGAAAUUGGCGGAUAGAAAACAGAAAACCUGUACGGAUGUUUACGUUUCUGAUUGGUCGAGAAGUAUCAGACAACAGAAACGCCAAGUGGAUGGCUUGUGCUAACAAAGGUUAUUAUUGUCAUAUUUCAACUCUGGCUGAUGUCGCAGAAAACGUACAAGUGAGUAAAAUCUGA